CCAUCAGUCACAUACAAUGCAUCUUCCCCGGUUCCCGCACUCGUUCAUUCUCCGAUCACAUCUACCGAAUCGUCUGAUGGGGCUCUCACCCCGCCUGCAUAUAAUGACCAAGGUGCAUUGUCUCAAGAUAGUUGGAUGGCUAAAUAUGCUCACCUGUUUCGCGCGAAUGGCGUAGAUUCAGUGGCUGCUGCCAAAAUGUUGUUGCAGUUCGCUACAAAACCUGUUGUACCUUCGCCUGCUCCCUCACACAUAGACAUUUCGCCGGCAGUACUCACGUCACAUUCUCAAACUGCCCCAUCCUGUUUCUCGCCAUUGACGCACCUGCAGCCAGUCUCUCCUCAAAUAUCUCGCUCGCCGUCGGUUCAAUCUAUGCACAAACCGACUCCUUCCGUUCCUCGUCGCGCCGGCUUCAAGGCGGUUCAUAAAGAAGAUAUUCUCCAGCGCGCACGGGAACGUCGCCGACAGAUCGUUGGAGAGAUCGAGCGGGCAAAGGUGGAGUUAUGGGAGACGAGUAUUGAGGGAGGGGUGUUGGGGCAUCUCAUGAAAGAUCCAACACUGUCUUGAUACGUUUACUUACGAGAUUCGACGUGUAUUGCAUGCAGUAGUAGCUCAACCAGUUCCCAGAGCCAUGCAUUCACUGUCUUAAUGUCAUACAAGGACUCGCCUUCGGUCGGCUUUUGUACGAUACACUGUGUUCACGGUAAUGAGAUGCAGUGAUGUCAAUUGAGUUAUGUGAAUAGAUACAUGA
Molecule: messenger RNA, 748 nt
Organism: Suillus subalutaceus
Lineage: Eukaryota; Fungi; Basidiomycota; Agaricomycetes; Boletales; Suillaceae
Exons: 1
Coding region: 136-564 (142 amino acids)
Source: RefSeq, a predicted model, not a curated record